ACAUACAGUAUAGUAUUAAAUAGUCAGCACAGUGUAGUACGGUAGUCAAAAAUACAACACUUUUACAGAAGUAUAAAACAAUUAUACAUUUUCAGUCAAAUGCGAUGGUUUCUCACCAAAAACAUCAUACUUCGGUGGCUCAAGGACGCAGCCAUUUUCGAUAGACGAAAUGAUUUGUGGGAAAGAUGGUUUAGUUGUUUGUCCACACUUUUUAAUAUUCUGAGUUGUGUGGUGAGAAACAAAACAUUAUGUAAAUAUGAAGCAUUUCGGGGGGGGGGGGGAGACCUUAAAAUACAUAUUAGUUGUUACGUUUAAACACGUUUUUUUUCUAACUAAUGUAUUCAUUUGAGUUGUGGAACCUUAGUUACGCGUACUAGUUUCCUUACAGACUUGAACUAAGCGUGCAUCUUUGUGCAGGAUGUGGAUAACCAAAAUAGCUAACCAACGUUAGCUUACCUACUUAGACCUGCAAUACAUUGAUCAACUGCUAAAUUGAAGAUAAACUAUAAUAAUCACAUAUUUGUACCUUGAUAUAAAUAAUUACAAUCUGAUGCCGACAAUGUCGUCGUCUAUGGAAAUGACAGAGUUGUACGACAACGCUCUACUAGGGAUAUUGCAGCAUGUUGGAAACAUACAGAACUUUCUACAGGUUUACUUUGGCUUCCUUUACCGCAAGACGGACUUCUACCGCCUGUUGUCAACUCCCAACGAUCGUAUGGGGUUUCCUCCUGGAGUCGCAGAGAAAAUGGUCCUAAAGACAUUCAGGCUGUUUGAGCGGGUAGCAGAGCAGGACAGAGAGAGGGAGCUGAGGGAGCUGCAGGAGAGGGAGGAGGCCAGAGCGGUACCUCCUGCAGUUCAGGAGCUGGAGGUGACUGCCAUACAGCCAGAGGAAGCUAGUGAACCAAAAACAGAACCUGCUCAAACAGCCACAGACCAAUUGUCUGCAGGGCCAGGGCCUCUUUCUGCUUCAACCUCCAAGCAGGACCCGAGCCCCCAGACUCAGAGCAACAGUCCAGCACAGGGGAGCCUUGCAUUGGCUGCCUGCACAGACUCAGCAGAAGCUGCAGCAACAGCUGGUCAGGACAAGUUUCAGGCCAACCCAGAGAGCUACAACGGGGCAGUGCGAGACAACUACAGCUGGUCUCAAGACUACACAGAUGUUGAGGUCCGCGUUCAAGUCCCAGCACACGUCGUCAAGGGCAGACAGGUGUCCGUGAGUCUGCACACGAGUAGCGUGCGCGUGUGCUUGAGGGAGGGGGCAGGAGAGAGAGUCCUCAUCGAAGGAGAACUCACUCACAAGAUCAACAUCGAAAACUCUCUGUGGAGCCUAGAGCCAGGACGCUGCGUGGUGUUGUCUCUCAGUAAAUGUGGGGAGGUGUGGUGGAGUGCCGUGAUGAAGGGAGAGAAGGAGAUUGACAUCAACCAGAUAAACCGGGAGCGCUCCAUGGCAACGGUGGAUGAGGAGGAGCAUGCUGUACUGGAUAGACUAACCUUUGACUACCAACAGAAGCUGCAGGGCAAACCACAAAGCCAUGAGAUGAAGGUGCAUGACAUGCUGAAGAAAGGCUGGGAGGCUGAGGGAUCGCCCUUCAAAGGCCAGCAGUUUGACCCCUCCAUGUUCGAUAUCCCACCGAGCGCGGUGCAGUUCUAAAACACGCACACGUACGUCAGAUCAGAUAGAAUGGUAGUUUCCAGGAUGUGGUUUGUGAGGUGUUGGGGAAAGACGUAAAACCAAGAAGGGGAAUGCUUUCAAUGUUAUUGUAGAAGCUUUGUUGGUCAAAAUAUGACUUCAUGUCACACCUUUCCGAGAGAACUUAUGAAAUGGAGGGUAUUUCAGGUCUGAAAUACCCCAGUGGGAGAUGUGUUACUUUGCUGUGUUCAUGUAAUGCACCUGAUCAUAAAUGAAUCUGUAUCCCUCUCUGAGUAAUACAUUUACAUGCAUCUGCCAACCUUAACAGGUGUAAACUUGACGGCUGAUGCCCUUUCUUGCUUUCCCUUUGAGUCAUUUUUGUGUGUCGAAAAAUAAAUAAAAGUCAAUCGUA
Messenger RNA from Osmerus eperlanus (European smelt), 2042 nucleotides. RefSeq names its product NudC domain containing 3 (gene nudcd3). Gene Ontology annotation, cellular component: cytoplasm. Gene Ontology annotation, biological process: protein folding. The coding region runs from base 551 to 1651 and encodes 366 amino acids. NCBI's taxonomy places the organism in Eukaryota, Metazoa, Chordata, Actinopteri, Osmeriformes, Osmeridae. The transcript has 6 exons. The record is from RefSeq and is a predicted model, not a curated record.